UCAUCAAAUUGCUUUGAUGACCACCGCGGGCACCAGAAAGCUCCAAAGGUGGAAUUUGCUUAGGCUUACCGGAUUCGAUAGGGCACAUUCAAAAACGUUCAUCGCUGUUUUCAAAGACAGCAAGACACUUUACGAGUCACUUGAAGAAGGUUAGAGCAGUGCGGUCCUAUUCUGGCACCCUAUCACAAUUUGCCUAACAAAAUUUUUCAAUACGAGGAUCCCCAUAUCAAAUGAUAAUGUGUGGCAAGGGGGCCACCAGCAAGGGAGUAUUCGUAUUUGGCUAAAACGAUGAAACCAGCUGUUAACGGAAGGCUAUUUCACUAUGAUGUCAUUGAUUUAUUCUAGAUGUUCUAUUGAUGGACUAUAUAUAGUUUCUGACGGGGUCAGUAUCACAUAUCUUUUUAUUCUCGACCAUGAUUUUAAGCAGAGCAUCAAAACAACUCGACUAUCAAAAUGCCAAUGAAGAGACCAGUACACAAAACAUCUUCCUGGGCCGCGCAUGAGGUACUCGAAAGACCUUUGAGCAACAAAAUUGAAACCCCGAUCCCCCUCCAAGAACUUAAGAAUGCUCUAGCAAACAUGCGUCUCAACCCAAAAUAUAGUGACUUCACCAUUUUGUGCGGUGAAGAGUCCUUCCCUGCCCAUAAAUGUAUAGUUUGCGCGCAGUCAGGAUUCUUCUCUGGUGCCAUGGAUGGAGAUUUCAUCGAAGCUACCACAAAUUCCGUUGAGAUGCAAGAAGAUCCGACUUUGGUGAAGCAAGCGAUUGAGUACUUAUACACUUUGGACUACCGAGUCAUAUCUCACAAUGCAACAGAGCGAAGCCGAGAACAUGGCGAUGAAUUGAGCCUCACAAGCUCGAGUUGCCAAGUUCCUCAUGGUGAAGUGGUUACAUCUACAAUGCAGGAGACUCCGGGGACCUCAGGUCAAUAUCCUGAUCCAACCGAUGCUGGAAAUACCACUCCUAUGCUUGACCCUCUCUCAUUCCAUAUACUUAUGUACUCCCUCGCGGACCGACUCAUCAUCAAUGGAUUGAAAGCCCUCGCCAAAAAAAAGGUUGAAUAUGAAAUGGCUCAAAGACUAGACGCGGUUUCGUUCCCGCAGUCAGUCAUGGAAAUCUACAAUUCAACGCCCAAAAGUGACAGAGGUCUAAGGGACCUUGCCGUGGACAUCACUUUGCGUAACCUAUCUCUGUUGAGACGGAAAGAUGAAGCAGCUGAUGCUAUCUUCCAAGACACUCUCCUUGAUUCCGUUCCACAAUUCUCACGUGACUUACUGAUGGCGAUGAUGAAGAAGUCCGUGACCACAUGAAGUAAAGUGAGAGCUGUGGAAGGAAUUGGGCUGAGCAGAAUGAAUGGUGAAAAUGGAUUUAUCACUGCCAUUAUCCUUCUUGGUUUGAGAGCUGAGGAAUGUUCUAACUACCAAAAGUAACACAUUCUCUGCACCUUAUCACUGUACUGGUACUUGCGUCCAAGAGGCACUCUUCUCACUUAAGUACCGUACAACCGGGACCCGAUGCUCAUCCAUCGUGAGCUUUGAACCGCAUUGCUACAUGUACUUCCCAACUGAUCCUUUUUGAAACUGCGUCUUA
Molecule: messenger RNA, 1588 nt
Organism: Aspergillus japonicus CBS 114.51
Lineage: Eukaryota; Fungi; Ascomycota; Eurotiomycetes; Eurotiales; Aspergillaceae
Product: BTB/POZ domain-containing protein
Exons: 4
Coding region: 454-1308 (284 amino acids)
Molecular function (GO): protein binding
Source: RefSeq, a predicted model, not a curated record